Molecule: messenger RNA, 509 nt
Organism: Leptinotarsa decemlineata (Colorado potato beetle)
Lineage: Eukaryota; Metazoa; Arthropoda; Insecta; Coleoptera; Chrysomelidae
Product: A-kinase anchor protein 14
Cellular component (GO): cAMP-dependent protein kinase complex
Molecular function (GO): protein kinase A regulatory subunit binding
Source: RefSeq, a predicted model, not a curated record
AACGCAUUGGAAAUUGUUAAACUACGGCAUCCAUCAUUCCGAACCAUCCCGUCAUGGCCGACAAUUGAAGAAUUUGAUGAAAAACUGGGUACCUCAAAACUCAAGGAAUAUAUAGAUUGUACAUCGGAAGUAACAGAAGACUGGCUUUAUUCUGUUGAACUCAUUGCAAAACAGAGCAAUAAUCACAGUGACUUUUAUACAUACGAAGCAAAAUUCGGCAUUCCAACAAAGUGUUAUCCUGUUGCACAAGCCACUGCGAGUGUCUUUUUCAAGUACGAAGUGUCCAGGAUCAAACCCAGAUUUUGUCCUGUCGAUGUCACAUUUCAAUUUGAGGCCUCAAAUUGUGUUUUGGUGCCGGGGACAAAUUACAUCACAGAGAAAUUACUCUUCCGAAUUAUAGAUGCGAAAAUAGCUUACUACAAGACAGUCAGAUUCUGAUGUUACCACAAGUAGAUACUUUUUUAGGGAUCAAAUCGAUAAAUUCAGAGAAAUAAAUUAUGGAAAAAUGA